UUGCUCUUCUCGCCUCCUAUCCCGCUGUGCUCAACAACGUGUUUGCCGUCCGGGCGCACGCUUCCUUGAUCCACACUAUAAACUGCUGGAGGCAGGCAGGCUUCUUCGUUCGCCAUUUCCGGUUCGCCACCGUAUUUCGCCCUCGUUCGGUAUCCCUCGCGACACCCCCCUCCCUCGCCGUCCCGCCCGCUUCGUCCCAAAACGUCUGCCCAUUAUGUCAGGCGUUCCGCCACAGUUGGUCUUCAGUAACGAGGUCGCAUCAAUGGAUGAGUGGUCAAGGCGAACCGGCAUCCCCCUAACCACCGCCGACGCUCUAGGCACGAACUAUGCUCGUGCACGUCGGUGGUUGCUUUCCAUCCGGUCAAAGUUGGUGCAGGAGCACGGCUGGCAGGACGUAACACCCUUGGACUCCCGACUCCUCUUUGACGUCGAAUAUCCCACCCCAUACCGGUCCUCGAGAGGCCUCCCGCGCAGUCCCAAUAUGCGCCUACAGAUUCCGGUGAACGCUUCGUCGUUCUUUUCGCGCGAACGACGCGUCCAGUGGGAGAUGGUCUUCCACUCCGCGCUCUUUCCGGGGCUGCGGCAUACCGUUCCGGCGAUCGCGGACCUGCUGCACCUCCUCCAAUGCCUGCUCACGGGUAUGGUCGUCCUCGUAAAAGAAGAGCAAGUCCCCGGCGAAGGUGUGUACCGGACCAUCCGCGGAUUGCCGCCGGUCGAGUGGGUGACGAGCCACGAAGCCGCACUCGUCGACAUCUUCGGGUCUUCCCAUUACCGGCAGCUCUUUCGCGCCGCCAGCGACAACCGUGUCGCGUUCAAGCUCGAGCGGGCGUGACGUGCUCCCACGCCCAGGCCCUCGUCCGCUCGCUUGCCUAUCGCCCAAAAGGCCCGCGAAACACGACUGGUUUCGUCCACGGACCCUGCAGAUGCUCCCCGCGUCCUGUCGGACUCUAUCUUAUUCGAUCCUAUUGACUGGCAUGAUACUCGUGUUUAAUCUCGUCUGGCACAAUCUUAAUGCCCUUCUCAUCUUCGCUAAUCGUUGUCACAUACUGUUAUACCGUUCCAGAACCUCCUAUGCCAUCUAUCCUCGCUGUCACUUAGAAUACGGCCUUGCUAGUCGCAGAGUAGGCUACGGUCCACGCUACGCAUUUGUCCUCCCUUGCUGUUUUGUUCCUGCCAUAAUGUCUUCCCAUGUCGCACUGCCUCUCUUCGUCCUGCACAUACAGUAUGUAUUCCCAGCAUUCCACACGUCAUGCAUCAUAGCUAGGCUUCUAUAGUAUAGUCAGUAAUCGGCCCAAGUUGUCAUUUGUACUCAGUAUUACCUGUCCAUACCUUCCGAGACGUCGAGCGUUUGCGCCCAUAGUGGCACGUUUUCCCUUCCUCCAAACAAUGUAAUGAUGAUCUUCGC
This is a messenger RNA of Dichomitus squalens LYAD-421 SS1, 1405 nucleotides long. RefSeq lists its product as uncharacterized. Lineage: Eukaryota; Fungi; Basidiomycota; Agaricomycetes; Polyporales; Polyporaceae. Bases 215 to 832 code for a protein of 205 amino acids. The transcript has 2 exons. The record is from RefSeq and is a predicted model, not a curated record.